Mercurialis annua (annual mercury) is the source of this 1581-nucleotide messenger RNA. RefSeq lists its product as uncharacterized. NCBI's taxonomy places the organism in Eukaryota, Viridiplantae, Streptophyta, Magnoliopsida, Malpighiales, Euphorbiaceae. The transcript has a single exon. Gene Ontology annotation, molecular function: DNA binding. Bases 253 to 1272 code for a protein of 339 amino acids. The record is from RefSeq and is a predicted model, not a curated record.
AAGGGCGAAGGCGAACAAGUGAGCUGUGACCCCAUCCCAAAGCAUUGAGCUAAAAGGUAAGCGUUACAAAAAUGAAAAAAAAAACAGAUGGUAAAGAGUAAAGAGAAAAAUAAUAAAGUAUGCAAAAGCAGAUGAAAGCUGGCAAUUUAUCCCUCUUUCCCUCCCUUCUUUUUAAACAUACCUCAGAAUAUCCAAAACCCAACACACACUCCUGCAAAAACUGAUCAACUCUGUGGGUUCAACAGAAUCAAUAUGAAAAAAAGAGAAACCAAAGGAGUUCAAUCAGCUGAUUUUUUAGUUUGUUUUCCUUCUAGAUCACAUCUAGCCUUACUUCCUAAGCCCAUUUGUAGUCCUGCACGACCCGCAGAGUCCAGCAACCGGCAACACAACCACCCCCACCACCGCCAUAACCACCACCAGGUCCACCACCCGCUCAAGAAAUCUAGCACCAGAGGUAGUCCUGCCUUAUGGGCCAAGAACAAGCAAAUGGGCGCGGAGAUUUCAGAACCAACUUCGCCCAAGGUUACAUGUGCAGGUCAGAUCAAAGUGAGACACAAAGCUGCUGCAUGCAAAAGCUGGCAAUCUGUAAUGGAAGAAAUUGAAAGAAUUCACAGUCACAGGAAACUCAAGAAGAAGAAAUCUAGUGCCUGGGUUGAUUCUUUUGGGUUCAAGAAAGAUGUAAUGCAAUUCUUGACCUGUUUAAGGAAUAUAAAAUUCGAUUUUCGAUGCUUCGGUAACAUUCCUCAUUCUGAUAUCAUCAGUUCUGACGAUGAAGAGGAAGAUGAAGAGCAUGAUAUUGAAGAAGAAGCAGAAGAAUGUCAAGAAAAUGAGGAGGAUUCAAGAACCGUAUUCUCUAAAUGGUUCAUGGUGUUUCAAGAGAAUCAAAAUAACGAGUUUUACAAAGAAAACAAAAAAGAUAAUCAGGAUGAGGAUCCGUCUGUUGCUGUUCCUCCUCCAAAUGCACUUCUGCUUAUGCGGUGUCGUUCUGCCCCUGCAAAGAGCUGGCUAGAGGAGAAACAAGAAGAAGAAGACGAUCAAGACCAAGAAGAAGAAGAAGAGGGGGAGGAGAAUAUAAAAAGAGAAGAAAAGAAAGGAAAGAAUUUAAAAGCUUUAAUGGAAGAAGAAAAAACAAGUAUAGAAAAAGAAAACAGCUUGGUAGUGAUGAGAUACGACACUGAUUUCUACAGAAUUUCAACUGAUAUAGCAAAAGAAACAUGGGUUGUUGGUGGAAUCAAGGAUCCAUUAUCAAGAAGUCGAAGCUGGAAGAGAUGAUCCAUCAUCGUCAUCAUCAUUUCAGGGAAUAAUUCAAACUUUUUAUUUUUCCUCUGUUCAAAUUUUUAUUUCUUGGGUUCUUCGUGUGGGGAUUGGGAUAAAACUAAAACGAAUCCGAAUCAGGAUUUUAUGAUAUAUUAAAUUUGUUGGGAUUUUAAUUAAUAUUAUUGCAGUUUGUAAUUUAUAAAGCUCUUUCUUUUCUUUUCCCUGGAAAGGAUUUUGCUGCCAUGGGAUGAUGAUGUAUAUUUCUGGGUUUGUAAUUGCUUACUCAAAUUGGUAAUCUUAUCUUACAUUCUUAAUUUAGUUUAA